UUGAGUGCAGCUCUACGCCUUCAAAUCAAAUCAUUCAAAACACGCGCAAAGAAAUAUCUUCUUCUUUCAUUUCCCUUCACAGCUCCUUCUCCGUUUCUUUGUCUUUUGGCAUUUCCCACACAUCCUAGCCCAUGGACUCCAUUGUUUUCGCUGGUACCAUGGCCGUCCUCUCCAGUUCUGCAGGGGUUUCGAUCAUUAGUAGCCGCAGCCGCAGUUUGCCUUGCAUCCCCACGUGUUCUAGCAGCUCCCCUGUUUCAAGGCUUGGUGCUGCUGGUGGUGGUUGUUAUGCUUCGUCAAGUCGGCGGCGUCUCCUUAGGUUUUAUGCGUUUGGACGGUCGGAUGCUUCGCUUUUUGCCACCAAUGGUAGCACUAAUUCUGUUUCUCCACGGGAAGGAACCUACACUGUAGGUGAUUUUAUGACAAGAAAAGAGCACUUGCAUGUUGUAAAACCAACAACUACUGUUGAUGAAGCUCUAGAGACUCUUGUUAAUAAAAGAGUUACAGGAUUUCCGGUGGUUGAUGAUGACUGGAAGUUGGUUGGCGUUGUUUCUGACUAUGACCUAUUGGCACUUGACUCCAUCUCAGGUGGCGGUCAACAGGAUACAAGCAUGUUUCCAGUUGUUGGUAGCACGUGGAAAACAUUUAAUGAACUUCAGAAGCUACUCAGUAAGACAAAUGGGAAGGUUAUUGGUGAUCUUAUGACUUCGGCCCCCCUGGUAGUUCGUGAAACCACCAAUCUUGAGGAUGCUGCAAGGUUAUUGCUUAAGACAAAGUUCCGCCGACUGCCGGUCGUAGAUAGCGAAGGGAAGCUGAUUGGUAUUAUUACAAGAGGUGAUAUUGUUGGAGGCGCUCUUCAGAUGAAAAAGGAAACUGAAAAUCUUUGAUCACUUCUGGGUAUCAAUUAUGAAAAUGGUGCUUAUAUUUUAGCUGUGGUAGUGGAUGUAAGACAUUUAAAUUUGCUGGAAGGUACCAACAUACUGCUAUUUACGAAUGCACCUUUGAAGGAAUCACAGCAUGUGGAGAUAAGGUAUCAACUAUAUCUGAAGAACUAGGUUAUUCAUUGUUACAAGGCCUUUCUGCUUGUAAAUUUUGUAUUUAAGUAUAAGUGUUAUCGAAUAUGGUUGAAAGAUAGUAUUCCACUUAACAGAGAAAUCAUUUGUGUUUUUUGUUACCCUAACAGAUAUAUCUUGUAAUGAAUGCAUCAAUGUUUCUGAUUAUAAAAUGAAUAUUAUUGUGUUUA
Molecule: messenger RNA, 1240 nt
Organism: Andrographis paniculata
Lineage: Eukaryota; Viridiplantae; Streptophyta; Magnoliopsida; Lamiales; Acanthaceae
Product: CBS domain-containing protein CBSX1, chloroplastic-like
Exons: 8
Coding region: 132-884 (250 amino acids)
Source: RefSeq, a predicted model, not a curated record